Cyclopterus lumpus (lumpfish) is the source of this 2828-nucleotide messenger RNA. RefSeq names its product phospholipase C, delta 4a (gene plcd4a). The coding region runs from base 1 to 2265 and encodes 754 amino acids. The transcript is spliced from 15 exons. Gene Ontology annotation, biological process: intracellular signal transduction; lipid metabolic process. The record is from RefSeq and is a predicted model, not a curated record. Lineage: Eukaryota; Metazoa; Chordata; Actinopteri; Perciformes; Cyclopteridae. Gene Ontology annotation, molecular function: phosphatidylinositol-4,5-bisphosphate phospholipase C activity; calcium ion binding.
AUGUUAAUGACAUGUGAAGGCAUCCAGGGGGAUGACAACCUCCAGUCCAUGCUGGUGGGCACGAUCAUGAGGAAGAUCAAGUCUCGUACCUGGAAGAAGCAGCGCUACUUCAAACUGCAGGACGACUGCAUGACCAUCUGGUACAAGUCCAAGAAGGCUGGUAACACCCACUCCACAUUUUCAGUGAGCGACGUGGAGGCCAUACGAGAUGGACACCAGUCCGAAGUGCUGCUCAGCAUCGCUGAUGAGUUCCCAGCCGACCGGUGCUUCACGCUGGUCUUCCGUGGUCGCAGGGGCAACCUGGACCUGGUGGCUGAGUCGGCCGAGGAGGCACAGUCCUGGAUCCGAGGCGUGAGGAAGCUGAUGGAGAACCUGGAGAACAUGGGGGAACGGGAGAAACUUGACCAAUGGAUCGGUGACUGGUUCCGGAAGGCAGACAAGAACAACGAUGGCAGGAUGAACUUCAAGGAAGUGCAAGAUUUACUGAAGAUGAUGAAUGUGGACAUGAACGAGCACCACGCUCAUCGUCUCUUCACAAUGGCCGAUAAGUCCCAGUCGGGUUCACUGGAGGACGAUGAGUUUGUGCUCUUCUACAAGAUGUUGACACAGCGAGAGGAUGUUCUGAGGGUUUUCCAGGAGUACUCGUUCGAUGGCCAGAAGUUAUCCCAAAGUGACUUGGAAGACUUCCUGAGAGAGGAGCAGCUGGAUGGGAUGGGCGUCCAGCAGCAAGCCGAGCAGCUCAUUGAGCGCUACGAGCCCUCUGACACGGCCAAGCUGCUAAAGGCCAUGACGUUUGACGGCUUCUUGAUGUACCUGGGUUCGGCUGAGGGCUCCAUCUUCAACCCACAGUGGCGCGGUGUCUUCCAGGACAUGAGCCAGCCACUGUGCCAUUACUUCAUCUCCUCCUCCCACAACACCUACCUGAUGGAGGACCAGCUCCGAGGGCAGAGCAGUGUUGAGGGAUACAUCAGGGCUCUGAGUCGUGGCUGUCGGUGUGUGGAAGUGGACUGCUGGGACGGUGCCAACGGAGAGCCAAUCGUCUACCACGGACACACCUUCACCUCAAAGAUACUCUUCAAGGAUGUGGUCACCGCAGUUGGCAACUAUGCCUUUAAGGUAUCGGAAUAUCCAGUCAUCCUGUCCAUGGAGAACCACUGCAGUGUUGAGCAACAGAGAGUCAUGGCCCAACACCUCAAACACAUCCUUGGUGACAAGCUGCUGAAGAGCACGCUGGAGGGCAAGGCCCUCACCGGGCUGCCGUCUCCUGAGGAUCUCAAGAGGAAGAUUCUCCUAAAGGCAAAGAAGAUUGGUGGUCUGGAGGAGAGUUUCAACGGGAUGGGGGAGGACUCUCAGACCGGAGAGGUCAGUGAUGAAGAUGAGGUGGCCGAAAUCAACGAAGAUAACCUCCACCGCGAGAGCAUCUGUCGCAGGGUAAAGAAGUCAAAGCAGCGUCUGUCCAAGGAGCUCUCCGACUGUGUUGUUUACUGCAAAAGCGUCCACUUCAGUAACUUUAAACACUCCCGCAUCCACUCCAAGUUCUACGAGGUGGCCUCUUUCACUGAGUCCAAGGCCCGGAAGCACCUGAGAGAAACUGGGACGGAGUUUGUGCACCAUAACUCACGUCAGCUGACCAGAGUUUAUCCCAGUGGCUUCCGAACUGAUUCCUCCAAUUUCAACCCUCAGGAAAUGUGGAACGCCGGAUGCCAAAUCGUUGCGUUGAAUUUCCAGACAGCCGGGGAGGGGAUGGACCUGAACGACGGACUGUUUGGUCCAAAUGGCAGCUGUGGCUACGUCCUGAAGCCCAGUUUCAUGAGAGAGGUGGAGAAAAGAUUUGAUCCUGAGAUACCCCACCAGCGGGAUGGCUACCAACCUGUGGUCCUCACCAUACAGGUGAUCAGUGGUCAGCAGCUGCCCAAAGUCAACAUCAAAGAAGACUCCAUCGUGGAUCCUCUGGUCAGAGUGGAGAUCCACGGGGUACCGAUGGACCAGUCCAAGCAGGAGACCAGAUACAUCGAGAACAAUGGGUUCAACCCUGUGUGGUACGACACGCUGCGCUUCACCCUGCACACCCCUGAGCUGGCCAUGGUGCGCUUUGUGGUGGAGGACUACGACAAGACCUCUAGAAACGACUUUGUGGGCCAGUAUACGCUCCCUCUGCACUGCAUGCAGCAAGGUUAUCGUCACAUCCACCUGUUGUCCAGAGAUGGAACCAGGAUUCCUCCUUCCUCCCUGUUCGUGCACAUCAGGAUCACGGAGCUGGGGUGAUCCUUCUGGGAGGAACCUCCUCAGCACAUAGGCGUUCCUUCCUGUAGACGAUACUAAUCCCACCUACGUAACUGUUUUAUUCUUAUUUGAUGUGAAUACAUAUUAUGCCAAAUCUUCUAGAGGUCUUAUGGCAGCAGAUGGAUAUGAGAUAUGCAUGUUUUUAGUUUUGCUCAGUAUCGUGUGUGUUUGAAAUGAAGAAUGUGCCACCAGUGUGUCUACAGCAGUCAGUUUUUCCCUCUGAGAACAACACUGACGGCUUCCCAUCAUGCAACGCUCCACACAGCUUCCUGUUAACUAUAUUUCAUAAAUCACCAAUCAAGCUGAAUUCAUACUGUUUGAGAUUGAUUAAAUUAAGUUAAAAAGAAACUAGAAAUGAUGUCCAAAUUGUGGCGAUACAAAACAUUUACAACAUAAUAUAAUAAUGAAAUAUAAUUAUAAUAAUAUAAUCCUCAAAGAUAUCUUCGGCCAUUCUGUACUUCUAGGCUGAAACUAAUGUGAUAAACUAAAAUCAGACACACUAAUAAAUCAGUCAUAUUAUUCAAAAUCACGGCCUGCUUUUACAA